Notechis scutatus (mainland tiger snake) is the source of this 1759-nucleotide messenger RNA. The record is from RefSeq and is a predicted model, not a curated record. Lineage: Eukaryota; Metazoa; Chordata; Lepidosauria; Squamata; Elapidae.
GGGAAAGGACCCUCAGUCUGUUAUUAAGAAAGCUAAUGAGACAGCAGUUCUAAAGGAGGAAAAGCAGACCAAAAAAAGAUGGAUUGGAUGAAAUUACGUUCAUAUUCCGGGAACAGGCAUAUGCAAAAGAAAACAUAUUGUGCUUCUCCGUUGCCUUCUAAAACAGCAUCUGUUGCAAUGGUCAGAAUGAAGAGCAAAGCCAAAGCAUCUCAGGAGCACCCAGAUCUGCUUUCUAAGUUUAGCUGUGAUCCUCAAGUGAAAAGUACUAUUGGUAAAAAAAAAGAGAAAAUAAAAAGCACUGUUACAGAAGCAUUACCAAAAAUUCAAGAAUAUUCUGAAGUGACCCAGAUGGUUUGUUUUUCAUCUGAAGAAAGGAUUGAAUUAAAUUGCAAUGAAUAUAGAAGUACCAACAGUAUCAAUGACAUGGAAACAACUCCUUUAAAGGAUUCCUUGCAUUUAGCCUCUGCAAGUGCACAAAGCCUGAGAUACAGUGAAGCUACUUCAGAAAUGACAUUGCCAACGGGAGUUUCAGACUUUUUGCUGGAUUGUUUGGAUAUGGAGACUACUCUGGACUGUAGUUAUACCAAGACUAUUGAUUCUACAAGUAGUUAUUCAUCACCUGAAAUAUUCAGGGAUGAAACUGAGUUAGAAGACACUGCUAGUCCUGAAACACAUCUUGCAUGCAAAAAUUCAACUCUCUUGGAUACCAGCAAAGCCAUCAACCUAGACAAGAUGUCGCAACUGCCAAACUUUUCUAAAAUACUCGGUACCCCUUUAGGAAUCCAAGGACAAAACAUUGCCAGCAGAAAACAAUCCAGGGAAAAACUGCCUUCUGAACCCACAAAUACUUCAGCUGUGAUAGCAGGGAAACAAGUAUGUAAAAUUUUGUCUGCAAAUGAAAAAAGACUUAAAUCACAGCCUUCUGGGGUUUCAUUAUUGCUUCCAGAACGAAAAAAGAAGACUGAGGAUCAAAUACCCGUCAAAAGGAAAUGUAGAAAAAAAAUAACAUUUGAAAAUGAAUGUUCUAUAUCCUCUCCUCAUGGAUCACCUUCCCCUGGAAAAAACAGCUCCAAGGAAAUGUGUGGGAUUCUAGCAUCCAGACCUCCAAAUGCUGACAUGUUAGACUUAUUGUCCGCGCAUGAAGCCUCAGUCCAGGACAACUGUUUGGCAUACAAAGAGUGUCCAAAUGUGAAUUCAGAAGCAAUUGUUCCUCUUUUCCCCCGAAAGACCAUUUAUCAGAAUUUACAUAGCCCACCAGAAAUCUGCUGUAUUAUUCAAGCUUCACCAGGAUUUAGACCGCUGAAAGUAGUCCAGCAUUCAACAAAGAAAAAAAAAGGGUUUCUCCCACCAGAAGCAACUGAAGAUAUUCUUACAAGUUCAUAAAACAACCAAAAAACUCACCAAAGCAGGAAGAAACGAAGCAGAGUACCUGAUGGAUCCUCUGCAGUAUCUACUAUAAGCAGCACGUAUAAUUAGUAAAAUUCAUUGGCAUUAAAUUCUAUUGCAAUAAAUUAUAUUAAUACUAUCUUCAUAACUUAUAUAUUCCUAUAAUUAUAUCUAAUUUCCAGUAUUUAUCUACAACACUUGUUACAUGCUUCUGAAUUGCAUAUUUAUUGAAGAAUAUGUAAAAUGGUUACCUAGGAAGGAGAUUGUUGGAUUUGCAUAUGGCCACUUAUUAUUUCUCUGUUGAAAAUUACUUUGGUUUACUUCUUACUGUUUUCUUAAGGAAAAUAUAAAACAUUUACUUGGUUGAAUCAUU